GCGGCCGCCAGCUGCGACGCGCAGGGCGCGGGGGAGCCGCGCGCGGAGAAGAAGCCGCUCAAGCCCUGCUGCGCCUGCCCGGAGACCAAGAAGGCCCGCGAUGUCUGCAUUGUUGAGAAGGGUGAAGAAAACUGUGGGCACCUUAUUGAAGCUCACAAAGAGUGCAUGAGAGCUCUAGGCUUCAAGAUAUGAGUGAGAUGAGUGGGACUGAAUGUGGUAAGUGUAUGGA
Messenger RNA from Tinamus guttatus (white-throated tinamou), 229 nucleotides. It is a transcript of the gene COX17, whose product is annotated as cytochrome c oxidase copper chaperone COX17. The record is from RefSeq and is a predicted model, not a curated record. Lineage: Eukaryota; Metazoa; Chordata; Aves; Tinamiformes; Tinamidae. Gene Ontology annotation, molecular function: copper ion binding; copper chaperone activity. Gene Ontology annotation, cellular component: mitochondrial intermembrane space. Gene Ontology annotation, biological process: mitochondrial respiratory chain complex IV assembly.